Microbotryum saponariae is the source of this 516-nucleotide messenger RNA. NCBI's taxonomy places the organism in Eukaryota, Fungi, Basidiomycota, Microbotryomycetes, Microbotryales, Microbotryaceae. The record is from the annotation of a GenBank genome assembly.
AUGAAGUGCUCGCUCAUCGUCUUCGUCGCCCUCGUCUCGAGUGCGUUCGCCGCUCCCCGAGCGCAACCGCAGCUCUCCAACGUCAUCGCGUAAGUAGUGAUAGUCAGAACCUCCUACGAACAAAAGACUAUCUGACCGACAUAGCCUCGACAUUCUGUAGCGGUGCCAAGGAAGAAGUCGUCCAAAGCGCGACAGACAGCAAGUGCGCUUCGCUGUGCGCCAAAUAUCAGACCGCGUCAACGUACGUUCACAACAGCCGUCAAAGCAUAGAUUAUUUCUUCAAGCACUUCCGUUGCCGUACUGAAAGAGUUUAUUGUCCUCCUGGCUCUCCAAUUGUUGCCCAACAGUCAGGCGUACUGCCCCAAGGUCUGCAAGGCCGCCGUCGCAGGAUGGGCGGCUGCGCAUGCGCAAUACAAGGCGUAAGCUCCGGCCUCGCGAGAAUUCGGAUGACGUGCUGGUAUCGACUCGGUCGUUGACCUUGACCCUUGACUUUGCUUCACACUCUACAGUACUUGA